This is a messenger RNA of Fukomys damarensis (Damara mole-rat), 1439 nucleotides long. RefSeq names its product transmembrane and ubiquitin like domain containing 1 (gene Tmub1). The transcript has 3 exons. Gene Ontology annotation, molecular function: protein binding. NCBI's taxonomy places the organism in Eukaryota, Metazoa, Chordata, Mammalia, Rodentia, Bathyergidae. The record is from RefSeq and is a predicted model, not a curated record. The coding region runs from base 238 to 999 and encodes 253 amino acids.
CUCCGCGGUCCGCAGGCACCAGGAACCGCUGGAGGACUCCGCGUGGGUGCGCAAGCCGCGAGGCGGAGACUGCGCGGAGGACUACAAGUCCCACAAUGCCUAGGGCCGCGGCGGCGGGGAAGGAGCGGAGCCUCAGGUGUCUGCGACCUCGGCGCCUCCCGCCCGGAAGUGCCCGAGGGACCGCGAUGGAGCUGGCGGGGCCGGGAGCUCGGUAGCACAGCAGGCAAGGCAGGUGCCAUGGCCUUGAUUGAAGGGGUAGGUGAUGAGGUGACUGUGCUGUUUUCGGUGCUUGCCUGCCUUCUGGUGCUGGCCCUCGCCUGGGUCUCAACACACACUUCCGAGAGCACCGACACCUUGCCCCAGCCGGCAGGGACCCCAACGCCAGCCCAGCAAAGCGAAGCUAUGGCAGCCAUUGACAGUGUCAGAGGGGAGACACCAGGGGUGGAGACCUCCAGCCUGAGACACAGAAGUCAAGCUGCACAACCAGAAGCCAGCACAGGAGUCACACCACCACCACCACCACCACCACCACCACCACCAGCCCCAGAUUCCCCACAGGAGCCCCUAGUGCUCCGGCUGAAGUUCCUCAAUGACUCAGAGCAGGUGGCCAGGGCCUGGCCCCACGAUACCAUCGGCUCCUUGAAAAGGACCCAGUUCCCCGGCCGGGAGCAGCAGGUGCGACUCAUCUACCAAGGACAACUGCUAGGAGACGACACCCAGACACUGGGCAGCCUUCACCUUCCUCCCAACUGUGUUCUCCAUUGCCACGUGUCUACGAGGGUCGGUCCCCAACAUCCCCCUUGCCCACCAGGGUCAGAGCCAGGCCCCUCCGGGCUGGAAAUCGGCAGCCUGAUGCUGCCCCUGCUGCUGCUCCUGCUGCUUCUGCUCUGGUACUGCCAGAUCCAGUACCGGCCUUUCUUUCCCCUGACCGCCACUCUGGGCCUGGCCGGCUUCACCCUGCUCCUCAGCCUGCUGGCCUUUGCCAUGUACCGGCCGUAGUGCCUCCAAGGGCCCUUGGCAGCGUGACCUGCCCCUCUGGACCUCGCUCCCCACAGCAUGGUGGGCACUGCUGUCUGCCCAGGCCAGCCUCAUCUGCCUGCCUCUUCCCACUGCCCUGGAGCCCAGCCUUGUGCCACAGGGGACUCCAGCAGCUGGCGGAGGCCCCGCACUGUGACCUUCAAGGCCAUAGCUCUGGUCCGCCUUCCGGGUCUGCUGCCCCCCAGCUCACGCUGACAGUCAGCUCUUCGGGAUCAGGCACCUGCUGUCGCUGCCUUGGUCCCAGACAGAGCGGGGCCACCACCUUGGGCCCUUAGUGUUCUUCCUGAGCAUCCAGCCACCCCUAGUCCCUAAGAGGCUGAUUUGGGGGCCCACAGAUGGAGGCUGAAGAAAGAACCUGGGAUCUGGAACACGUGCAGAUUAAAAUAACUGUGAAGUUUUCA